GAGUUGGGCCUCGGGGCGGCUCCGGGAGGCCAUGGCCUUUACGUUGUAUUCGCUACUGCAGGCGGCCCUGCUCUGCGUCAAUGCUAUCGCGGUGCUGCACGAGGAGCGCUUCCUUAAGAACAUUGGCUGGGGAGCAGACCAGGGAAUUGGUGGAUUCGGAGAAGAGCCAGGAAUUAAAUCUCAGCUAAUGAACCUUAUUCGAUCUGUAAGAACUGUGAUGAGAGUGCCAUUGAUAAUCAUAAAUUCAGUUGCCAUUGUAUUACUUUUAUUAUUUGGGUGAAGAACAGUGGGGGAAAUGGAGACUCAGAAGAAGAGAUGCCAGCAGAAGUUAUUACUUCGGUCAUUAUGGGAUAUACAUGUUAUAGCUGGUCAUCCUUGCACGUGACAAAAAUGUAAAUCUGACAAUAAAACCAGAGUCCCUAUUUAUCCGAUUUUUAAAAAAAUGUUGCACUUACAGUUUCAUUACAAAAAGAUUAGGUCAUCAGAGGCAGUAACUAUCCAGAACUGGAAAACAUUUGAUUGCUAAUUGGUAAUAAAAGUUCAUCUUAUGGUAAAGAUUGUUCAGAGGGUACAGGACUGUCACUUGUGUGUUUUUAGAGAUUUUUCUCUCUCACUUCUUUCUCAGGGAAAAAUUUUUUUUCAAAGUUUUGAAGUUCUUUGUGACUUAGCUAUGAUGUGAGAGUGAUUAUCUUCCUAGAUAAAUUUAAAGGAAUUUUUUAAAAGCAAUUAC
Mustela lutreola (European mink) is the source of this 730-nucleotide messenger RNA. Its product is annotated as immediate early response 3-interacting protein 1. NCBI's taxonomy places the organism in Eukaryota, Metazoa, Chordata, Mammalia, Carnivora, Mustelidae. Bases 32 to 280 code for a protein of 82 amino acids. Gene Ontology annotation, cellular component: endoplasmic reticulum membrane; Golgi membrane; COPII-coated ER to Golgi transport vesicle. Gene Ontology annotation, biological process: endoplasmic reticulum to Golgi vesicle-mediated transport. The record is from RefSeq and is a predicted model, not a curated record. The transcript has a single exon.